Drosophila elegans is the source of this 534-nucleotide messenger RNA. RefSeq lists its product as uncharacterized. Lineage: Eukaryota; Metazoa; Arthropoda; Insecta; Diptera; Drosophilidae. The coding region runs from base 15 to 179 and encodes 54 amino acids. The transcript is spliced from 2 exons. The record is from RefSeq and is a predicted model, not a curated record.
AACACAAUUCGAAAAUGUCCAGACUUUUGCUUCAGUGCCGCAGCACUUUGCUGGUCCUUCGCCAUCAAACAGCAGUUGAGAAUGAAAAGGGACUGUUCAGCAAGCUCGUGGAAAAGUAUACAUCCUUCCGGAAGGAGGAAAAGGAUGUGCCACAGGAGGAGGAACCCAAGAGGUCCUAGAAUUAAGCAUUCUUCUUACAGGCUAUGCAAGAAGUCGCCCCUUUCCACACAAGAUCAUAUAAUGGCCAACAAAUUACCAUAUUGUUGCCGGGGGCCCAACAUGAAUCGGGUCCAUUUUACGGGCAGAUCAUAAAACGGAACGUGCACAGACAUUAUAAAGCCAUAAAGCAUCAACUAUAAUCUGGGCAAAAAUAGCUUUGGGAAAACAGGCAAUGCGCAGAUCUACACAAGUGAUAUAAUAUCGCAUUUACGAUGUCUAAGCCCAUGGCGAUACAAAAGUCGGACUAUAUGGACCAAACGUAUCAAAAUUUUAAGCGAAAACAAUUGAUAGAUAAAAGAGAAUGUUUUGAAUGAA